Messenger RNA from Bursaphelenchus okinawaensis, 1789 nucleotides. Lineage: Eukaryota; Metazoa; Nematoda; Chromadorea; Rhabditida; Aphelenchoididae. The record is from the annotation of a GenBank genome assembly.
AUGGGUAACGUGUGCAAAUGUUUCAAGCGAAAGCAAAGUGAUCAGAAGAAGCACAAAAAUGUUCAUCAUUCGUUCAGGGUAAGGAGUUUUGUGUUUGUUUUUGGUUUUUAGGUAUGAUAUAGAUGUGUCACGGAUUUCGAAUAGUUAUGGGUUCUGCUUUUGUCCACACAAUGGGCAGUUCAUUAUUUUUCUAAAAUUCAGGCAGCAUCUGACAAGGUGGAGAUAAAAUAACUUUUUUGCCGAAAACAGUAAAAUAUAUUAACAUCUGUUAAUGUAAAAAGUUAAAGCAGUUUCUUGUCUAACUAAAAAAGGUUGUUUUAAGUAAACAAAUUAUUAAUUAUUUAUUUUAGGGACAAAACCACACGACAGUACCUGGUCGGGAGGUGUCGGUAAACUUUUUACCGCAUAUUAUUGACCGAGAACUGCCGGAUGAUGAAGAAUCCGACCCAUCUACACAUCCCACAGCCCCUCCGACAUUUAUCGAAAGAAGUCAAAGUGGUAUUAACAGUAAGUUUUGGCAGCUACAUUAGUUUUAUUCAGUUUUACCUAGUGUAAUAUAGAUUUUUGAAGUUUUGGCUGCUAUUUUUGAGAUGUAGCCUUAAAGCUGGUAAAGAUAUGGAAGCCAAACAUAUUGUUUUAUGUUAACACGUAUCUUGACCAUCGUUUACAUCCAAAAACCCCAUCAAUUACCACCUAAAACCCUCAAAUUUUCAGUAAAAACAAACAGGUAUUCAAGCUAUUUUCUGGACCAAAUAAACGAACACAAAACGGGUUUAAAACGAUGGAAUUCAUGUUCCACCAUUUAUCUGGACGAUUCUACGAUAUCUCAGCCGCAUCUCAAGAAUACGGUGUUGUGUAUGUCAUUCGCUGUAUAUUAUCAUAUUCUGAAUCGAAGUAACCGAGGUCAUGAAAGGUUGAUGGAGAUUUUUGAGGAGAGGUUACAUCCCAUUGCUGUGGUAAGAUUUUGAAUUUUUUUUUUUUUUUGGUUUUUAGAUAACAUUUUGAAAAUUUUUGAGAUUUUGGAAAGUUUUUGGGUUUUUGAGUAAUAUUGGGGUUAAAAUAUGUUACUUUAGUUUUAGGCAAUAUUAUACUCAAAUCUUAACCGUUUUUAAUUCCAGAGGGACUCAAUCCUUCAAGAAAACCCUAACGAAGACCCAACUCAAAAGUCCAUCUACAAGUUUGUCCGUCUCCUCUUCCAAGCGGCCCAACUAACGGCCGAAUGCGCCAUCAUAACCCUGGUCUACAUCGAACGUCUUCUGAACUACGCCGAAAUCGAUCUAUGUCCCUCUAACUGGCGUCGCAUCGUUCUUGGCGCCAUUAUGUUGGCUUCGAAAGUUUGGGACGAUCAAGCCGUGUGGAACGUUGACUUUUGUCAAAUCUUACAGAACGCCAACAUCGAUGACAUGAACGAGUUGGAACGGCAGUUUUUGGAGUGUUUAGAAUUCAAUAUCAAUGUACCCAGCUCGGUUUACGCCAAAUAUUACUACGAUUUGAGGAGUUUGGCCAUUGCCAAUGAUAUACCACUACCCACGAAGCCGUUGAGCAAAGAAAGGGCUUCUAAGUUGGAGGUAAGGUGUUCUUUUAGUUUGAUAAGGGGAUAAAUUUGAAAUUUUAGGUAAUAACUCUUAUUAGUAGUAAAGAAAUGAUUAUACCUCGUAUUUUACCUCCAAAUUUUCAGGCCACCUCCCAGGCUUACGAAGAGAAGAAACUCAACGAAAAAUCGACCAAAUUAAAACGCAGUUUCUCGAUGGAACGGCACGUUGGCAAGUCGAACGUGAUCAUUUCCUAA